CGCGUUAUUGCCACAUUCAACAAGGCUGCACUGCAGGAGAACCAUUUUUCUUUGUUUGUUAUUGUUGAUACUUUUAUAGAAACUUCGUACACCCUUAAAAUCAUGUCACUUAAGGAAGACGCUCUAAAAAUUGGUGGGGCAUUUUUAGCAGGUGGAAUUGCUUCAUAUUUAGUUUUCAAGAUUGUAGUUCCAAAGGUGACUCAUUAUGAUGGAAGCGACUGCAUUAACAAAUGUGUGGAAAAAGAUAAGGCGAAAUGUGUAAAUGUUUUUGACAUGGAGGACCUGCCAAAUGAAGUUGCCUUCUGUAGGUGCUGGAGGUCAAGCAAGUUUCCAUACUGUGAUGGAACACAUAACGGGCAUAACAAACUUACCGGAGAUAAUGUUGGUCCUGUGUGCAUCUCAAGAAAGUCAUAACAUGUUAUUACCAUACAAAGAAGAACCAUUUGCGAAUUUAUAUUUCGUUUUUAAUUUUUUUUCUUCAUAUUUAUAUACAUACAGAUCCAACAAGUAUCAUGCAUGUAAAUUUACUUUAAACUAUCAGAAUAUAUGCUCUCCAAUGCCUGUGGCAAAAUAAGUUUACUGAACUACCAGCAUCUUAUAUUUUUGUCAGGAAGAAGAAAUUUAUAAGCCUUAACUUAUAUACUUAUAUUUCUAAAUUCUGCAAAAUAAAUGUCACGCAAAA
Hydractinia symbiolongicarpus is the source of this 682-nucleotide messenger RNA. RefSeq names its product CDGSH iron-sulfur domain-containing protein 2 homolog. NCBI's taxonomy places the organism in Eukaryota, Metazoa, Cnidaria, Hydrozoa, Anthoathecata, Hydractiniidae. Gene Ontology annotation, biological process: regulation of autophagy. The record is from RefSeq and is a predicted model, not a curated record. Gene Ontology annotation, cellular component: mitochondrial outer membrane; intracellular membrane-bounded organelle. Bases 103 to 414 code for a protein of 103 amino acids. The transcript has 3 exons. Gene Ontology annotation, molecular function: 2 iron, 2 sulfur cluster binding.